AAAAAACCCCAGCAUUAUAGCAUGACGCCUCGAGACCACAUGAGAAAGAUGUCAAUCCUUGGAGAACAGGGAACGCUAGAAGACAAGCAUUUAUACCGGUUAGCAAGUGGUAUGGCACCAAGCGAACUACGACAGCGACAAGAAAUGAUCAUGAGAAACCAGAUGAUGGCAGUAAACUCACAACUGAUGGGAGGAAGCCAGCAGAGAAUCCAAGCAAUUCCCUCACAGUUCGAGCCUAGAUUCAUGGAAAGGGAUUUGUUACCUUCGACAGAGAUGCUGGCACCAGCUGACCCUAGGCAGAUUCACAUAGCUUCCCAUCUCGGUCCUUCUGUCCCACAGCACACCAACAUGCCAAAUGUGUUAUCCAAUCGUGUUUAUCAAGGACCAGGAUAUAGUUUUAUCCAACCAGAAUCUAUGGAAGCUGUAACCAGAAGGCAGGAAUUGGUUCAGAAACAAAAUAUCGCCAGGAUGGAGCUGGAGAUGAGUGCCAUUUUUCAACAGAAAGAAAUAGAAAAAGCUCAUCGCAAAGGACUGUUAGGACUGGAAGGCCCUUUACUUUACCACGGCAUCCCUCCUAGCCCAGUUGCUUUCCGUGGGAGACAUAGGAUACCUGAGGGUCAUCUUCCUAAUGACUUGUAUGUCCAUCGAACCACCCUUGAUGAGCUUCAUGGUAACACCAUGCUGAUGACCACCAGCCCCUACCCACAGAUCAGCACUCUGCAAAGGGAGCGAAGUCGCCGCCCAGGCCGGAGAGCCGGUAAUCACAAAUCUGCCGACUGUGCUAUCAACGGGGUCAAGAGCCAAGCCGAGGAUAAGAACACGGAGCCUGCUUCUGUGACUGCUGACGAAGAGAAGGAGGACAAAAAGGAAGUGGAGGUGGAGAUGCUGAGCAAACACGAACCAAGCAAACUCCAUGCAGAGCCUUCUGCUGUGGUGGCCCAAACCAGCAAGGACUAUGAGCAUGGCUUGAGAAAAGACUCCAGCACCCAUGAAAUGCCCAGUGAAGCAAAUGGCUGUAGCAAUGGGAAUGAGAAAGAUCCCAGCAAUUCUUGCCCAGCUUUUGAAGAAAAGUACGUGUAUCCUUCAGCUUUUGCCUUCUCAGCUCUCCCAUACAGCUUCCCCAUACCCAGCAACCCAUUGCUGCCUUCAGCUACUUCCAGCCUGAUUCUAAAUGGAGAAGACAUCUCUUCCAUUGAAGAUAUUUGCAAGUGGUCUGUCGAAGAUGUGUACAAUUUUAUCAUCAGCCUUCCAGCGUGUUCGGACUAUGCCCAGAUAUUUAAAGAUCAUGCCAUUGAUGGAGAAACUUUACCACUGCUCACAGAAGAACAUCUGUUGGACACAAUGGGAUUAAAACUCGGACCUGCAUUAAAGAUACGGUCUCAGGUAUCUCGGCGUCUGGGCAAUGCAUUCUGCAUGAUGAAUCUUCCUUUGUCCAUGCCGACUCCAUCUGCUACAAGCAAACGUCCUGAACCUCCCUCAGAUAUGGCAUCUCCUCUUAACUGCAACAAUGCUGGCGAUGCUCUAGCCAGUCCUUCUUCUCAGGAUCCCGAAAUUUCAAGAACAGUUGAGCAAGUCAUGGCAGAAAGCAGGGAAAAUUUGUCAGAUGUCUCCGGAGCUCAGUCAGAUUUCCAGAUGAUCAACUAUCAGAAAAACUGA
Pogona vitticeps (central bearded dragon) is the source of this 1656-nucleotide messenger RNA. RefSeq names its product sterile alpha motif domain containing 7 (gene SAMD7). NCBI's taxonomy places the organism in Eukaryota, Metazoa, Chordata, Lepidosauria, Squamata, Agamidae. Gene Ontology annotation, biological process: negative regulation of DNA-templated transcription. The record is from RefSeq and is a predicted model, not a curated record. Gene Ontology annotation, cellular component: nucleus. Gene Ontology annotation, molecular function: histone binding; chromatin binding.